CCUGAGAGGGAAGUGACGUCAGACAAGGAAGUCAUCCUUGCAUCCGCUCGACAGUUGUUAGCAAAGAGCAGCAACUGCAAUUCCACCUAAUAUUAUCUUGUAGUCAUCUGUCGUGGAUAAAAACAACAGCAUUUAUGUAUUAAUGAAGCCAGAAUAUGUUGGACCGAAAGAUCGCUAUGCAUGCUUGCGAGAUGACUCAACAGUGGCUUGGAUAUCUGGGAUUGUGGCUUUAUGAAAUGAGGCUUGCUCUCUUUACCAAGUUUGAUAUUACUUCAGGGUCGCAACAAUAUUAUGAAUAACACAUCCCUGUUAAAUGUCUUUUUUUACAUUACCCACUUGUUUUCAUAAAACUGUAAGAGAACCGUUGAAAAAGCAGUCCAGACAAUGUCACUGGCCGAACAGUCUCAAAAAUGGUUUCCAACUCAUGUCCAAGCCACUGUUCUUCAAGCUGCUGAAUUACAGUCCAAGGGGAAAAAUGGCACCAAUGAUGCAUACACUAUCAUCCAGCUGGGCAAGGAAAAGUAUUCGACAUCAGUGGCAGAGAAGACGCUCAACCCUGUCUGGAGAGAAGAAGCUUCCUUUGAACUACCUGGGUUACUUUUGGAUGGCAACCCAGAAAUCUAUCAGCUAUGCUUCAUUGUCAUGCAUCGCUCUUUGGUUGGGCUGGACAAGUUCCUGGGUCAGAGGUCCAUCAACCUCAACGAAGUGUUUGACAACAAGCAGCGACAGAAAACUGACUGGUAUACCUUGCAAUCCAAGCCAUCAAAGAAGAAAAAGGAGCGAGGACGCAUCCAAGUCAGCAUCCAAUUCAUGCGGAAUAAUAUGACAGCCAGUAUGUUUGACCUCUCCAUGAAGGAGAAGCCCCGCUCGCCUUUUUCUAAACUAAAGGUGAAAAUGAAGGGUCGCAAACAUGACAGUGACACCUCUUCAGCUAUCGUACCUCGAUCUGCAGCAUGCGACUCGGACCCUAAUUAUCACCCAACUGCCCCAGAAUUGCGAACCGAACCCAAGGCUAAGAGAUCGCUCCUCUCUGGGGCCCAGAAACUUUCUGCAGCCCACUCCAUGUCAGAUCUCAUUGGGACCCACUUUCGACCCAAACUGGACUCCAUGAAUUCCAUCGAAGAAAGUGGUACAGCUGCUCCUCACAGGCGUUCCCAGAGUGAGGUACCAGGUCUCCAAGACACCGAGGCACACAGUGACCCUUUUCCUGAUAUCAGUGACACCCUGCCACAGAAGUAUGCCACACUCCCACGCAACCGCAACCCAUUCGAAGGGGAGCAAGGACAGCUGUGGGACAAGCCCAAGGAGAAAAAGGAGAAGAUCAGCCUGUUAGAACGCAUGACUGGAAAGAAGGACGGCCGCAAGACCAGCAGUGGUGGUCGUUCGGGCAGUUUGGGCAGUUCUGGAGACCUGCGCUCCCCCAACCCCUUUAGUGGUGACUCACAACUACACACUAACCCUUUCAGCUCUAACUUCAAGACAAGUGACAAAAAGCUACUUGGAAAUGUAAACCUCACCUCAGGCCAAGGGAGCAGGGAGACCUACGCCUUGAAAAAUGAAGUGAUGCAGGGGAAUAUGGCAGCAUAUCAAAACGUGUCUUUUGAGGAAGUGGUGCAGGAACUCAUCAAGCAGAAAGAAGUGGUGAAAAAGAAAGACGCCCACAUCAGGGAGCUGGAGGACUACAUAGAUGACCUGCUGGUACGUGUCAUGGAGGAAACGCCAAGCAUACUGCGGACACCCUAUGAGCCAAAGAAAAAGGCAGGUAAACUCAAUAAAAAAUAAAAAGUACCAGCGCCAACAAUAAGACUCUAACAGAGACAAGUGGGGCAGAAGUUUGUGCAUCUGUAUCGUGCGGUAAAUGCAAGUGGAAGGAGAAGUUUCUGUUCCAAUCGAAUGCAAACAGUUCACUUUUCCUUUAAGUACAACUCUAUAUUUUCAUUCAUCAACUGUUAAAAUUGACCAAUACUGUGCAUUAGGUACAUCAACAAAAUGACAUCAACUCAUCAGUGCAUUGAAAUCAAAUGCAGUGAUUACACGCAGCUCAGUUUCACUUGCACUUCUGUGGCAACAGAGCUCUGUUUGCACAUUGAGCUUCAAUCGUGUGCUGACAAACUCUUGAAGUUAAAAAGAAGCCAAAUUUAUGUUUACGAGACGCUUCGGAAAGGCAAGCACAUGCUGUUUAUUAAAAACGUCAUUGUGAUUAAACCAUUCGUAACACUUAUGUUUACACUUACUAAACCUACUUCUUAAGGACUGCCACAUUUAGCCUGGCUGUUAAUUCCGGAGCUGUGUCCUCAGAUCGGCUCUCAUCUGUUGCUUACUAUUGUUUUAAAUGAACAAAGUCAACAUUCUAAAUUUGAGUCCCCUUGGUCGUGCUUGCUUUUGUUUUAAUUGUGAAGAUGAUAAUUGAAGGGUAUUGGUGAAUAGUUUUUAGCAGGAAAUUAUAUUUUUACUUGAAGUGCAAUAAUCCUAAUUUAAGAAUGUCGCUUUAUGUUAUGCUGGAAUUGAAUUCCGUGUCACCUUUCAACUGGCAAAUGUUUUUGUUUGCGAAUUAUUUCCUGACCUUCUCGUUCAAUACAAAGAACUGAGGCAUCUGUAUUGAUUGACACUGACAAAGCUCUGUUACAUUUGAAUGUGAAUGUAUUUGUAAGGUACUUUAUGGCAGAUUGCUCCUGUAUCCGAAUACCCUGCCAAUAACAUUAGUGUGUGUGUGUGUCUUACACUGGUAUAAAAAACAAUCUUGUAUUAUGGAUUUAUAGAGCUAUGUAUAAUCCUAAUUCGUUUAAAUAUUCUUUUUGUCUGUCUUGUACGACACUAUACAUAUCACAGCACUUUUCUUUGUUUGUGUGUCCUCUUAACUCAGUCACUCCAAAAGACGUUUUUAAGCGUCUUUUCAGACUUGGUCUAGAAUUGGCUGGUACUGAAUGAGUUAACAGUCCAAACACAAUCAAUACACACAAUCAUCAUGUCUUCCCUACAAAUCUUUUAGACAGAAGAUGUCAAUCAAAUUUUCAGUUCACUGCAAGAAAGCUGUUGAAUCACAUUGCUGUUUCUAGUGGGAACAAACUGAGUGUUAAAACAUAGGCCCGUGCACACAUCUAUAGGUUUACGUUUAUCAUUAAAGCAGCUGCAUUUCGCACAGUGUCUUGUCUUGGCAGCGUGGCAGUCUUAGAUCCAAAGUUACAUUUGACCUUAAUCACCUCCAAUUGUUGAUUAUAUCAUUCCUGUUGUAUGUGUUCCAACUUUGCUCUUUAUGAUACUGAAUUCACGGGUGAGAUCAAGUGUUCAUCGUAAAAUGUUUGUGUCAAACAGCAUCGUUUUCUGCUGCCAUAUAAGUCAUUAUUUUCCUGGAAAUGUGUUUUUGUACAGAAAGCCCAACUCUUCUAUCAGUGAAUUUAUUUCAGUUGAAAUACAACAAAACGUCAUAUGUAAAGAUCAGCAAUGUUAUUGAACCUUAAUUCCCUUUCAAUUAUGUAUUUUGUUAUUCCUAAUAGGUACAGGACACGGUAUGAUAACCAUGACCAAAAAUAUUGCGUUAUUAUAAAUAGAGCUCUAGGAUGUCCUCUUUAAAAAAAAGGCGUUAAUAAUCAUUGUUUAUUUGUUUGUUUUCCAAGAACAGUGCACAUUAAUAACAUAGCAAAACGACCUCUGGAUGCAGGAGUUAGUGCAGUUCCGCUCUGUCGUUUUCCUCUCCCUACCUCUCCCUGUAACAGCUCAGCCCUCCCCUCUCUGCUCAGCCAAAAAGGAGAGAACAAAAGAAGUGGCUGGUUUUUCAUCGUUAACUUUGCCUCUGCAAGCAAGCAUUCAUAGCUACUUACAGUACAGGUCGCCAAAAAAAAAAAAAGCUUGUUGACAGGCAAUUUUUGUGGUAAUUGAACACUUGACUGUUUAAAACCCUCAUAAACCGUCAAACUGGUAAUCGGCCCAUACCCAGUUCCAAAGAAAAAAUAUUUCAUUGAGUGACAUGUAUUUUCACUCAAUUAUUGGAUGAACAGAUAAUCUAGGUUUUUGUGUUAAUAGUUUGUUUUUUUAAUCACAAUUGCGUUAUAAUGGUGGAAAGCCAUGUGGUUUAGCUAAUGGGCCAUUUUAGCCUGGCUGCUGUGCUAAAUAUGUAGAUAAAAAUCAGUUUUCCAUUGCAGAAAAUCUCAUUCUUACUGAUUGCCUUCGAAUACUGUAUGUGCUCUAGUGUGACCUCUCGUUACACACUCGUUACUGCUUUAUCGUGUAUGCAUAGUUUGCAAGCUGAAAUGGACCUCACCCACGGGUUUUAAUGUUUCUAUUUAGUCAAUGGUUGUCAUAUCCCUUGUUUGGUUGACUUGUUUGUUUUUGUUGUGCUUUAAAUUAUUUGAAAAAGCAUCCAAUGUGGAUUUACGAGUGCAGUGCAGUAAAAAAAAAACAACAACAAAUUGUAGGAAAUUCACCAUGUUUCUCAUUCAAUGUAAACUUCACGUUGGCAAGCUGUGAUGUGAAAUUCGUUCUCGGGAAUUCAAGUUAUUUUGCACCUCAGACAUUUUUUUUGCAAGACGAUCCUACAAGCAAAAUAAAUCUGUAGAUUCCUAUCAGCAUGGUAGACAACAGCAUGUAUUUUAUGUUUCUUUCCACCAGGUGCCUGUAAAGUGAAGGCACGCAGCAGCUAUCUGCUCUCCUCAAAUGAUGAAAUAUGAAUACUAAGGAUGAGAUACAUUAAACAUUGAAGACAUUUGGACCCUGAAGGGGAUUUUGUUCACAUGAAAGAAAAGUGAUUGUCUUGAAAUGAAUUAAUUUUGGCUGUCAUUCUUUUGCCUUUUAGCUUGAUUGCUACAUUUGCUUUAUGCUGUCAUAUAAUUUGGUUCUUUGGGAGAUGUCAGACUGCAACACGUAAAUCUAAAAUGAAGAGCAUUUUCAAAUCAUUUUCUAGCUCAACACUGGAAGGGGGUGACUCUCAUUAUUAUACUUCGUCUUAGCAGCCUCUUUGCAUAAUAUUUUCCAUCCAGUCAGUGCCGCUUUUUGAAUAUGCAAAACACUAAAUAUGCUUGGAGGUAAUGUUUCCUCUAAAAUGUGCAACUAUUCUCUCCCCAGCAAUCAGUAUCAGACAUGUGGCCAUAACAUGUCUGAUUGUUGUGGAGGAUUAUUGUGGGUGAUAGCAGCCCACUUCAUCACACAUUACAAAAGUUUCGAUGCACAACUCAUGGUGAGAAUUAUUUUUUUGGACACUUGUCCUGCUUCGUUGAACAGUUUCGAAACAGUUUCAAAAGGAUCGUAUUACCCUCUCUGAUCAUAGAACUAUUAUACAAUUUGAUGAGUUGGGUUGACCAACAUGCCACUGACAUUCAGAGAUUUGGCGUCUGAAUGUCUCCCUGGCCUUCCAAAGAAUUCAUCCACAUGCCCUCUCGUAUAACUGACAAAGUGUGAAGUCAUUGUAUGGUCUGUUCAUCAUCUCAGUAGAACCAUUUUUGGGCAGAUUCUAGAACACAACCCUUCUACUUGAACAAGUGUGUAAAGUGUGCCUUCCUGAAAGGUUGGAGGUACGGUAAACUGACAUAUAUUACAUUAAUAUUUGCCUUCACUGGCCAGUUUGAGGUUUUUAAACCAGCAUGUUUGGAAAUAAUGUUGUAUUGGGAGCAAGGGGAUUGAAGGAACACAGUUGUGUUGAAGGUUUAGACAAAAGUAAUUCAGGAAUGGUGACUGCAUACCAAGUGCCAGGUGUAAAAGUACUUCAAAAGAAUGCUUACUCGUACUUUGCGGUGAAACAAUUGCAACAAUUGUUUUGAGCAACAGUCUUCGUAUUGCCGUGAGUGAGUUGCAAGAGUACUCUGGAUGUUUUGAAAGGCACAGCAAGAUUGUAUUGUCCUUUUCAAUAAAGUUACUAAAUGAAGCUGA
Hippocampus zosterae (dwarf seahorse) is the source of this 5859-nucleotide messenger RNA. RefSeq names its product rab11 family-interacting protein 2. The transcript is spliced from 6 exons. The coding region runs from base 385 to 1782 and encodes 465 amino acids. Gene Ontology annotation, cellular component: phagocytic cup; endosome. NCBI's taxonomy places the organism in Eukaryota, Metazoa, Chordata, Actinopteri, Syngnathiformes, Syngnathidae. The record is from RefSeq and is a predicted model, not a curated record. Gene Ontology annotation, molecular function: small GTPase binding. Gene Ontology annotation, biological process: regulated exocytosis.